Messenger RNA from Capsaspora owczarzaki ATCC 30864, 465 nucleotides. RefSeq lists its product as hypothetical. The transcript has a single exon. The record is from RefSeq and is a predicted model, not a curated record. NCBI's taxonomy places the organism in Eukaryota, Filasterea, Ministeriida, Capsasporidae. Bases 1 to 465 code for a protein of 154 amino acids.
AUGCGACAACAAACUGUCAUCGUACCCACUCAGGGCGUCAUUCGCACGCACCAAAAAGUGGGUUCCGGAGUCUUCACCGAUCUGACCAAAUCGUUGCUCGAGAAAACGAAAAAGGCCGUCAUCGAUACGGUCAAAGGUUCUAAUGAUAAAUUGGCGAGCUUGGUGGUGGAUAAAGCCAAAUCCACCAUCGCCACGAAGGCCAAGGAAAUUAUCAACGCCGGAAACAAAGUCCAUACCGACGUGAAAAACAAAGUCGAUCCCGUAGUGAAGAAAAACAAAGAGAUUAGUGAAGCGAUUCUGAACGAGCUACAAUCGACAUCCACUCGCGUGAAUCUUCCGAAAAGUACAUCCAAUCCGCUGAAUAUCGGUCGAGGUGUAAGCAUCGCUGGAAUUAAACCGGGUCGUGGAGUGUCCAUCGCCGGACGUGGUUCGACAUCGGGUGGUGCGAUUAAUCUCAUCGUGUAA